Spodoptera frugiperda (fall armyworm) is the source of this 816-nucleotide messenger RNA. Its product is annotated as arrestin domain-containing protein 5-like. Gene Ontology annotation, biological process: protein transport. Bases 1 to 816 code for a protein of 271 amino acids. The record is from RefSeq and is a predicted model, not a curated record. Lineage: Eukaryota; Metazoa; Arthropoda; Insecta; Lepidoptera; Noctuidae. The transcript has a single exon. Gene Ontology annotation, cellular component: cytoplasm.
AUGAGCCUUGUGGGUAGAGGAAAAUGUAUAUGGACAGAUCAUGCAAGUAGAAGUGAUACUAUCACCACUACUACUAGUACUAACAGUAGUACUGUUUAUCACAUGAACAGUGAAGACUACACGAAUCAAAUUAUGAGUAUAAAUUUGGGUAAAGAUGAGUUAAUAUCAGGCGCCUUCGAAUACCCAUUCCAGUUCCAACUGCCUAUCAAUAUACCUCCAUCGUUCAGGGAUCAGAUCUGUACCAUAGAAUACAAGCUCACAGUGUCAUUCGUAAAAGCAAACUUUAUGAUAGCACAAAGAGAAUUUGAAGUGGAGAUACCCGUGACGAGUUACGUAGUCUCAUUUUCUAUGGAGCCAUUGAAGCUAAGUCUGGACAAGAAGCUCUCUUUUAAAUUAAAAAAUAACAUAAAUAUAACUGGACAAAUAAGUAAAACGUGUAUAAAUCCCGGUGACAGCACCCAACUGGCUAUUGCAGUGAAUAACGAAUCAAGUGUAGAAGUAUCUGUAAGGACAGAACUUAUUUUUUGUUUGACUUACAUAUCAAAUCUUAAUCGCAGACUAAAUAGAGAAGAAGUCGUUAGGAAUACUACUACGAAGACGGCAGUAGCUGCUAAAAGUGUUUCAAAUUUAAUAUGUGUGGUUCCAACGUAUCAAAAUUUGUGUUCUGUGCAACAUUCAAGAGUUAUGAUUGGUGAAUACAAAAUUAGGCUUAAAAUUGAAGUUCCUUGGCCACAUCGUGAUGCUAGUUUGGAUAUACCAGUAGUUAUUGGACCAAAAAUGCCUGAUUAUAUAGCAACAGUGCCAGUAGCUUACUGA